Messenger RNA from Strongyloides ratti, 1575 nucleotides. Its product is annotated as C2 domain and Copine domain-containing protein. Gene Ontology annotation, cellular component: plasma membrane. Lineage: Eukaryota; Metazoa; Nematoda; Chromadorea; Rhabditida; Strongyloididae. Gene Ontology annotation, biological process: cellular response to calcium ion. The coding region runs from base 1 to 1575 and encodes 524 amino acids. The record is from RefSeq and is a predicted model, not a curated record. The transcript has 3 exons. Gene Ontology annotation, molecular function: calcium-dependent phospholipid binding.
AUGGAAGAGAACUAUCUUAAUACAUCUGAAAUGUUAGAUAUUCAAAUUAGUUGCAUAAAUCUUCCAAUGGAAUCAUACUCAGGAUGUAAAAUAGUAGGAUUUAUUGGAACAUCUAACGAUUUUAGAAAAUUUUAUGAUACAGACGUAUUUUUUAAUAAUAUUAAUCCUGUAUUUAAUCAUAAAAGUUCAAUUAUAUAUCAUUUUGAAGGAAGACAAAAGUUGCAAUUUUUUAUAUACUCAGCUAAUCCUGUCACAAAAGAAGAAAAUUUUUUAAUUGGAAAAGCAAUAUUUAAUUUACAUGAUUUACUUUUAUUAGGUGGUGUCGGAACAGCAAAAAUUGAUAGAGAUCCAACAAAAAUUGAUCAGAAACAAGCUACAAGUCAAAUUUGUGUACGUAUUCAUAAAUCAAAAAAAGAAUUGGCAACAUUAAUAAAAUUUAAGGCAUCUGGUUUAUCAUCACAAAAUUCUUAUCCAUUAAAUCCAUAUUUUACAGUGCAAAUAUUUGAUAAAGAAGAACCAACAAAUAUUAUUUUACUUCAUAAAAGUGAAAUUAUACGUGGUUCACAAAGUCCAAAUUGGAAAUCUUUUAUAACAUUAACAAAAUAUCUUAAUCUUUAUAAAGAAUCUAUGAUAAAAAUUAAUGUUUUUAAUUAUAAUCCUAAUACAAUGGAUAGUCUUAUUGGAUCAUUUAAUACCACAUUUUUUCAACUUGUUCAAGGGCAAGCUUUAAAAUUUUCGUUAAACAGUAUAACAGGUGCCAAGUUAAAUGAUAUGACUAUAGAUGUUAUUGAAUUCAAACCAUAUGAAAUGACAUCAUUUAGUGAUUUAAUACUAAAAGAUAAAUUAAGAAUUCAUUGUACAAUUGGUAUUGAUUUUACAGCAUUUAAUGGACCAAUAGAAGAUCCAUAUAGUUGUCAUCAUUUCCAAGAUGGUGAAAGAAAUGAUUAUCAAAAAAUAUUACAAAAUAUUUUUGAAGAUUUGUCAAAUUGUGAUCUGAGUAGAAAAGUUUGUGUUUUUGGUUUUGGUGGUAGAAAUAAAAAAAGUCAAUUAACAUCACAUUUAAUGCCUCUUGAAUGUGAGAAAAAUAAAAAACCAUAUUUUGUAACAAUUGAUUCAUUAUUAAACACUUAUGAAAAAUUUUUAAAUGAAAAUGUUUUAUCAACACCAUGUGAUUUUUCUGAUAUUAUUCAUCAAGUUAAAGGAAUGGCUAAAGCGUCGAAAAAAAAUUGUAAAAAUGAAAAUAUUUAUUUUCUACUUAUUAUUUUAACUCGUGGUUGUGUAAAGAACAAUAAAAAAAUAAUAGAUGCUAUUGUUGGAUGUUCAAUAUUACCUUUAUCAAUAGUUGUUAUACCUGUUGGGAAUAUUAAAUAUUCUCUUUCAAAUAUUUAUGAAGCAGAAUUUAAUAAUAUUUUCUUGCCACAAAUAAAAGAUUCUGAUAAUAAUCCUUUAUUAAGAGAAGUUAUAACAAUCGUUAAUUCUUCAAUAAUAAAUAAUUGUCAAUUAUCACAAUAUAUAUUGCAACAUAUUCCAAGGCAUGUAGAAAGUUGGUCAAAUAAUUUUUCCUCAAAUCAGUAA